Phascolarctos cinereus (koala) is the source of this 2821-nucleotide messenger RNA. The record is from RefSeq and is a predicted model, not a curated record. Lineage: Eukaryota; Metazoa; Chordata; Mammalia; Diprotodontia; Phascolarctidae.
CAGCAGGGUGGUGCCUCUAGCGGAGGUGAGGCACACGUGUCACACAAAGAGGUUUUUCAGCACCUUUCCCUCAUUGAACUUCUUUUGUGACAAAAGCAAUUAAGAAAAUAUUGACUCUGAUAAUGUAUACAGUAUUCUGGCUGGCAGUAGUUGUCCUUCCAACUUUCUGAAGAGAGGAAGGAGGGCUUUGAGGAUCAUGCGUUUAGGGCUAAAGGAACCACAGAAAUCAUCCGAUCCAAGUCUCUUAUUUUAAAAAUGAGGAAAAUGAGACCCAAAGACAAGAACUGGCAUGUCCAAGGUCAUAAUCUUAAGAAAUGAACUUUAACGUCUGGAAUGUCAAAGAGAUGCUCAGUGUUCCCCCGGGUACAGGGACCAAUAAACCAUCUAAUUGGAAUAACAAUCUUAAUGAUUACUCCAGCCUCACUGAUUCCCAGUUCCUCUUUGGGUCCCAAUUCUGUCCGGAGAAUUCACAAUCACUUUCAGCAUCUUUGGACUUCAAUGCCCACUUGAGACAUGCCAAAACUUUACAACAGAACUCUGAGGAUAGUGAACCUAGUAUUUUCACAAAAUAUCAGGCAAAACCCCAGCUGUUUGGGGGAGAUUCAAAGGAUGGAAAUUUACUUUUUCCUCAUUUACCUAUUGGAAAAUCAAAAGGUGUCUUGGAACAGUUUGAGGAGAAUAAGAAGAAAGCACAAAAUAAACAGGACAGGUAUGCAAACAUACCCAAAGACAGUGAGGCUCUAAACAGCUUCAUUUCCUACGUCAGAGAAGGCAUGCACAGGUUGCAAACAUCAGUGGAAAAGUUGGAAGAAGAACUCAGUGCAAGAAAUCAGUCCAUUUUGGAUUCACUGGAAGCAAUUGCUAAGACAUUGCAAGAGAGUGCCCAAGCCCACUGUGACUCACUGUUAGAUGCUCUACGAGACAGAAACAGAAUGGAGCAGAGAGCCCUGGAGAUGGAGAAGCAACUUGAAACUAGAGAGGCAGAAUUUUUAGAUGUGAAAUCCAGUCUGAAGCAUCUUGAAGUCCUAGCAGCCGAACAGAGCAGACAGCAGCAGAGGCUGUGUGACCAAUUAGAUCAGCUCAACUUCCCCAAAGUCUUAGCUGAAAUGUAUUCACUUGGUUCAGAAGCUCGGUUACCCUUCCAUGUGAGUGAUGGAGGUUCUCAGACCCUUCCAGCUCUAUUCCAGGCCUCCGGUCUCACCAGGAAAGGGAAACCAAUCUCAGAAUCACCAGAUACAGGUGAAACUGUCAUGCUCCUUCCUCACCUGAAUCCCCUCAUAUCAUUAUACCAACAUGAAAAAUAUAGUACUAAGAAGCAAGAAGCUGAAGAUGAAACUCAUAAGCACAAUAGAAACGCGGCUACUUUUUGGCUUGACAAAGAAAAUCGGAGUGUAAAGGAUGAAGCUGUGCAGGCUGAUUUAGAGGCUCAGGCUCCUGCUAAGAGGUUGUCUGAGAACCAUGACUCUAGUAGCAAGAUUUACAGGGAUCACUGCAAAAGAGACUCGAUGGCUCAAGAAACAUCUCCAUUUUCAUCAGUGACUGUGAAGGCCAGGCCCGCAUGUAUCCUGCAAGAUUAUCAGCCCGCAGCUCUGUUUUGUAGUGACACACGCAGUCAGAAUAACGUGCUCGAACAGAAAGGCGGGAGUAUAGAUGUGAGAAAAAGAGCAAAGAGGGAAAAGCCCAGGAAAGUCCGAAGAGGCACAUUCAUAAGAAGGAAGAGUUCAGGCCUUUCAAGAAAUACCUCUACUUUCAGCUCAAGAGUCGGGUAUCCCCAGUCUGCAGCCUCUGGGCAACAAGAUGUGUUUCUGGAUCAAGUGGAGAAGCCCAGGGAACCCUUGCCCUUUCUGUAUCCCUACAAAACUGUAGAGCCUGUAGUGAAAAGAAGAGGAAGGGCAGAGAAGGAGGAAAGGGCAGCUAGCCCCCACAAAGCAGCAAACAGCUUCUUCCUCUGCGAUUACUCUUCUCCCUCUCCAAACAGCACUGAGUGGGAUACGCAGAUGAAGUGGUUCAGUGAUCUCAAUUCUGACAACUCGGGCAGCCCUAGUAUCCUGAAGGCUGAGGAAAGCACAUUUUAUGCCAUUGCUUUUGACAGCAGUGAUGAUGAUGGAGACUAAGCCUUUUUUGGGGCUCCUGACCACCACUCCUUACCAACCGUUUCUGCGGAGGUGGCUGUGAACAAUCACUCUGUUUUCUAGCUGGGAGAGUGAGAAGAAAUGCAUCAUUCUGUGCCUUGUCCUGUGGUCAGAAGAAGACUCUGAAAAACACAUGCCCAAGUGAAGUGCACUUUGGAGCCAUAUCUAAAGAAGUCAGCCUAUUCUCACUCAGACUGCUAGCUAAGGCACCCAAAAAGUUUGGCCAGAACUUUGUGUCUUUUGUGUGAUUAAAACUUCCUUAGAAACAAAACAUUAACUAAAGCCUUGGAAUGACUUGACCAGUACAUCCUUUGUCCUCAUUAUGAUGACGAUGAUUUGGUUUACACAUCGUUGUUUUCAGGAGGAAUGUCAGUUUAUUAUUGAGGGUUUAAUUAGUGUGAGAUGACUUAACAGGAAGAAUAACUUGGUCUGUGAAAUUACAUAUAUUUCCAAUGUUUUACUUAAACAUGACUUCAGUAUUUCUGAGGUUUUAGCUCACAAUUCUGGCUUUUCAUUAGUUCUUCCUGUUAGUAGUUAAUGUUGCCAUAGGAGUUUGCUUUGUACAGUAGAUAAAAUGUCAAGUAUCUAAACAUGCACUGUAUACUGUUGUGAGCCACGGCAAAAUUAAUUGUAUCCAAAGCAUGGAAUUUAAAAACCUUUGACAAAAACAUAAAAAUGGGCAUAUUCUA